GACUUUCCGGAAAUCACAGAUUUAGAACCGUGAACUCUUCAGCUUUUACGUUUACAUCGUUCCUUCCAGUGUUGUGGAAAAUUUCCGAAAGAUGUUCGUUGGAAAUUCUCGUGAAUUAUAAAGUUAUGCACAGAUAUACGCAAGCAAACAAUUUGGUGAGAUAUACUAUGACGUCAUCUUCUUUAGUGCCCACGGUAUGUAGCAACGUGACCUAUACUUUCCAAACAGAGAACAACUUUACAGCCAUAUGUGCACAAAAUCUAUUUACAACAGGCAGCAUAACAAUACAUCCUCUUGAGGUAUUUUCUGUUGAAAUGCCUUCUCCGAGAUCGCAAACUUGGUCCAACAUUAAUCCAACUACCCCAGGCAACGAAAAUGAGAGACUUCGAUCAUUGACCCCCGGAGGAAAUGCACCUACACCCGAUUUGGAGAUGCACCGUGAGUCUUUCCCUGCAGAGGGAGAACCGGGGAAUAGAGUCGUUGACAAUACUGCUAGUAAGAGUUCCCAGAGUAAAAGCAGAACAGGAAAGAAAAGGGGCAGAAUAAAUUCCAAAGAGAAGAGUAAGGCAGAUGAGAAAGAGAAGAACAAAAAGAAGAGCAAGGCGGAUGGAAAAGAGAACAAAAAAAUGGUUCCAUCUGAGAAUCCCGAGAUCCGCGCCCUGCUCCAGCACAACUACCCUGGUAGAAGCGAUGAAGAUAGCCUUGUCUGUUAUAUCUGCUCUGAUGCGUUCGAUGAACCUGUUCAUCUCAAGAACCACAUCGUAAACCUCCACCUACGUCAUAUCCCGAUCCAGGAGUUCGCCAUGUGUCCGGCCUGUGGACUGGUCUGUAGGUCGCGCUCAAAGUUUGUAGAGCACGCUCUCAAGUCCAGGAAUGCUUGCCGAUCUUUGGUAAAACGCAAAGAAAAACCGGCAACUCGGAAAAAAAGAGAAAAAAGGUGAAAAGUAGCAUUGCUAUGUAGGCUCUGUGUCACUAGUAUUGAAAGUCACACAGAGUACACCAGCCAUGGACUGUUUCACUCGCUCGGUAAUCACUCAGUAAAGGUAUACCGACUUGUAAACUUAUUUAUGUUUUACGAUUAUAGUUCAAGAUGUUGAGUUCUGACUUCUUUAUUCACAGUUGAUGAUAUUUGAUGUUUGUAUUUGGCGUAACAUUGAUAGCUUUAUUAUGGUUUAAAGGCUUGAUCAGGCCGACGAUAUUCCGCUGAUUGCUUAGUUGUGUAAUUGGGGAUAGCUAAUGCUCAAUUGUAGGAAAAGUCAAUAUUGACGGUGGUCUCAUGUAGAAUAAUCCCGGGGUUUGGUGGUAUUGAAUCCCAGGAUCUAUGUCUGUCCCGACAUUGUUGUCUGUUUUUAAUGCAGUAAGACAGUUUAAUUCGAGCCAGGCAUAAAGUAUUGUGAGAUUGAGAAGUUGAUAUUUCUGCAAGCAAUUUCAAUAUGUUUGAAUCCAUUUUGCUAAAUUGUUAACCAGUUACCUCUUCGUUAUCUAGACAUGUUUCUUUAAAUUGUGAAACUAGAUCUGGUGUGUUUUGCAUGUCCCAAGCGAUCCAAUUUGGUUUUGCUUUUUAAUCCAUUGCUUCUAGUUUCGAUAGUUUGUAUGUUGUA
Messenger RNA from Magallana angulata, 1601 nucleotides. RefSeq lists its product as uncharacterized. NCBI's taxonomy places the organism in Eukaryota, Metazoa, Mollusca, Bivalvia, Ostreida, Ostreidae. Bases 126 to 941 code for a protein of 271 amino acids. The transcript is spliced from 2 exons. The record is from RefSeq and is a predicted model, not a curated record.